AUGGCGGCAAUGGUGGGCGCGGUGGCGCCGUUUGACAACAAUUCGCAGACGUGGGAAGAGUACUGUGAGGUUUUGGACCAUUUUUUUGUCGCAAAUGAUAUAAAGGAGGCGGAACGGAGAAGAGCUGUGCUACUGAGCUGCGUGGGACCACAGACCUAUGCCCUGAUGAGGAACCUACUAAGCCCGGAUAAGCCAGGAGAGCGCUCCUAUGAGGAUCUGGUAGAGUUGUUAAAAAAUCAUUUUCACCCGAAGACCAGCGAGAUAAUGCAGAGGUGGAAAUUUAAUACAAGGAACAGGAAACCAGAGGAAAGUGUUAGUGACUAUGUGGCGGAGCUGAGAAAGCUCGCGCAGGACUGUAAUUUCAGAGAUACGCUGACGGUGAUGUUGAGGGACCGGCUCGUUUGCGGCAUAAAUGAUGACGGCAUACAGCGGAAGCUGCUGUCGGAAGACAAGUUAACCUUUGACAAGGCAUUGAAGGUGGCGCAGGCAAUGGAGGCGGCGAACAGAGACAUGGUGGAUUUGCAGGGAGCCAGAGAACAGGCAAAAUGGAACCGAGCAUCGGGGUCGGUGCACAAGGUGAAUGAUGUCCACGCCAGGACGCAGCAGGAUGUGAGGACAUGCUACAGAUGCAAGGGAGACAACCACUUGGCAAUGAACUGCAGGUUUGCCAAAGAAAAGUGUCAUAACUGCGGGAAAGUGGGACACAUAAAAAGGGCUUGCAGAAUGAAGGACAUGGGGAAAGGGAAGACUAUGCAGACACAAGAGGUGACAGGAAAAUUUAACAAAAGGGCUAAUUUCAUGCAGGAGGAAGGGGAGGAUAGUGAUAAGGAGGAAGUUUUCACUAUGUACCACAUCAAAGAUAGCAGAAUUACCAUACACAACAUGCAGGAAGAAAUAGUCAUUCCCAGAGAAGAACCAAUAAGACAAGUGUUGACAGUAAAUGGACAGGAUGUAACCUAUGAAGUAGACACAGGCUGUGGCUAUACAAUAAUGUCAGAGAAGGCAUUUUACAGGUUAUUCCGUAGUGGUAAAAAACCAAGGUUGCUCCAGUGCAAGAUAAAACUGAAAACAUAUGGUGGUCAUGUAGUACCAGUGUUAGGAGCAGCAAAGGUCAAAGUGGAACAUGAAGGCAGUGCUAAGAUGUUAGCAGUAGUGGUCGUCAAAGGUUCAGGGACCAGUUUACUGGGGCGAGGGUGGAUGAAAGCUCUCAAGAUGGAUUGGAAAACUGUACAUAAGGUAGAAGACCGAGAAGAACUAUUACAAGAAGUACUUUUGAGACAUGACACAGUAUUUAAAGAUGAGCUAGGGACGUUGAAAGGCUUUGCAGCAAAGAUACAUGUAGCUAGUGAUGCGAAGCCCUGCUUCUACAAGCCAAGGUCUGUUCCUUUCGCGAUGAAAAAGAAAGUAGAGCAAGAACUAGAGAGGCUCUUAGAGGAGAAAAUCAUUGAACCAGUGAAAUUCUCAGACUGGGCAGCGCCCAUAGUACCAGUUCUAAAACCAGACUCCAGAGUCAGAAUUUGUGGGGACUAUAAGAUAACGGUGAACAAAGUGUCACCAAUUGAGCAGUACCCCAUUCCUAGAAUGGAGGAUAUGAUAGCUUGUCUUACUGGGGGGGAGAAAUACACCAAGUUAGACAUGAGCCAUGCAUAUCAACAGAUAGUAUUAGAUGAAGAUUCAAGAAGAUACGUCACAGUGAAUACACACAAGGGACUUUUCACAUACACAAGACUACCCUUUGGUGUGAGCUCCAGCCCAGCUAUAUUCCAGCGCACGAUGGAGGGUGUGCUACAAGGAAUCGAGAAUGUGGCUGUAUACCUUGAUGACAUCAUUCUGACUGGAAAGAAUGACAAAGAUCAUCUACAGACAUUGGAUCAAGUGCUGCAACGACUCCAAAAUGCUGGACUACGCUUAAAAAGGAGUAAGUGUCAGUUCAUGGAGACUGAAGUGACAUUUUUGGGACACAAAGUGGACAAGACAGGGUUGCACCCACUGCCAGCCAAGGUGAAAGCAGUGCAGGAGGCUCCCGCACCUACAUCAGUGACUGAGCUUAAAGCUUAUUUGGGACUGUUGAACUUUUAUAAUAAGUUUCUGCCUAAUUUGUCUAAUGUACUAGCACCUAUGCAUAAGUUACUCCGAAAAGAUGAAAUAUGGGUAUGGGGGCAAGAACAAGAAAAAGCUUUCAAAGAGUCAAAAGAGCUCUUACAAUCAAGCAGUGUGUUAGUGCAUUAUGAUGAGAAGAAAGAACUGAUACUUUCCUGUGAUGCCUCUCCAUAUGGAGUUGGAGCGGUACUAGCUCACCGUAUGACAGAUGGUGAUGAGAAACCUAUAGGGUUUGCCUCACGCACACUCACCGCUGCUGAGAAGAACUAUUCCCAAAUUGAUAAAGAGGGAUUAGCAGUCAUUUUUGGAGUGCAGUAUUUUCAUAAGUAUCUGUAUGGUAGAAAGUUUGUGAUUUGUACAGAUCAUAAGCCAUUGAUAAGUUUAUUUAACGAGAUGAAAGCGGUCCCACAGAUGGCGUCGCAAAGAAUAAUGCGAUGGGCUGUGCUGUUGAGAGCAUAUGAGUAUGUCAUAUUUUACAGGGCAGGUAAAGACCAUGGUAAUGCUGAUGCUCUCAGUCGACUCCCUCUGCCAGAGAAACCCAAGGAGACAGAACCAGAGGAACAUGUACUGAUGCUGGACCGGGAACAGAGCCCCCUGACAACAUCAGAACAGCUACGGUACUGGACAACUAGGGAUCCUAUCCUCUCAAGAGUCCGUGAGUAUGUUCUCAGAGGAUGGCCUGAUAAUGUGGACAGUAACUAUAUGCCUUACAGACAGAGACAACAUGAGCUCAGUGUACAGGAUGGCUGUGUGUUGUGGGGAGCUCGCAUCGUGAUCCCGGAGAAAGGACAAUCUCCUCUGAUGGAGCAAUUACAUCAGUCACACCCAGGCAUGAGCCGCAUGAAAGGACUGGCCAGAGGCUACAUGUGGUGGCCCAAUAUGGACAUAGACAUUGAGAAAAAGGUGGAAGCAAAACAAACUAGUCAGAAAGCAUAUCACGACAAACAUGCUAAAGAACGCAACUUUGUGGCAGGAGAGUCCAUCUACACAAAGAACUAUGGAUAUGGACCAAAAUGGGUACCAGGGCUGAUACAUGAUACUACAGGACCAGUUUCCUACACAGUGUUGCUAGGAGAUGGAAAGCUGGUCAGACGACACGUGGAUCAACUGUUGAGCAGACAGGAGUCGGAGCUGUCAGUUCUGAGUCCAGAGCCGGUGCCAGGGGAGGAGUGUGGGCCACCCACACCACUGCCAAAAAUGCUAGGACAAGACACAGGUCCUGGGCAAGAAGGAGACAGAGUCUUGCCUACAACGGAGCAGGAGCAAGUGAGCAGUACGCCUGCUGGUACUCCAACACCUUUGUUCCGUUCUCACAGGAUCAGGAAACCACCAGCGUACAUGAAGGACUUUGUUCAGUGA
This is a messenger RNA of Solea solea (common sole), 3459 nucleotides long. RefSeq lists its product as uncharacterized. Bases 1 to 3459 code for a protein of 1152 amino acids. Gene Ontology annotation, molecular function: zinc ion binding; nucleic acid binding. The record is from RefSeq and is a predicted model, not a curated record. The transcript has 2 exons. NCBI's taxonomy places the organism in Eukaryota, Metazoa, Chordata, Actinopteri, Pleuronectiformes, Soleidae.